Messenger RNA from Pterocles gutturalis (yellow-throated sandgrouse), 918 nucleotides. RefSeq names its product solute carrier family 8 (sodium/calcium exchanger), member 3 (gene SLC8A3). Gene Ontology annotation, cellular component: postsynapse; sarcolemma; axon. Gene Ontology annotation, biological process: sodium ion transmembrane transport; calcium ion import across plasma membrane. Lineage: Eukaryota; Metazoa; Chordata; Aves; Pterocliformes; Pteroclidae. Gene Ontology annotation, molecular function: calcium:sodium antiporter activity. The record is from RefSeq and is a predicted model, not a curated record.
AUGCCGCCAGCUGCAACUGCAGCUUUUCUGAUGGAGUGGCUUCCCAGGGAAGGUUGUAAAGUGGCUGAGAGGAAGCUGACAGUUGAAGAGGAGGAAGCCAAGAGGAUUGCAGAGAUGGGCAAACCAAUACUCGGAGAGCAUCCCAAACUAGAAGUCAUCAUUGAGGAGUCCUAUGAAUUCAAGAGCACUGUGGACAAGCUGAUUAAGAAGACAAACCUGGCUUUGGUUGUAGGGACACAUUCCUGGAGGGACCAGUUCAUGGAGGCCAUUACUGUCAGCGCAGCGGGUGAUGAGGAUGAGGAUGAGUCCGGCGAGGAGCGCCUGCCGUCCUGCUUCGACUAUGUGAUGCACUUCCUGACUGUCUUCUGGAAGGUGCUGUUUGCCUGCGUGCCCCCCACCGAGUACUGCAACGGCUGGGCCUGCUUCGUCGUCUCCAUCCUCAUCAUCGGCAUGCUCACGGCCGUCAUUGGCGACCUCGCCUCCCAUUUCUCCUGUUGGACCCCCAAUGAUUUCUCCUUCCCUCCUCCCCCAACCCCAGACACGUUCGCCAGCAAAGCUGCAGCCAUCCAGGACGUGUACGCCGACGCCUCCAUCAGCAACGUCACGGGCAGCAACGCCGUCAAUGUCUUCCUGGGCAUCGGGCUGGCGUGGUCGGUGGCGGCCAUCUACUGGGCGUCACAGGGGCAGGAGUUCCAGGUGUCGGCGGGCACGCUGGCCUUCUCCGUCACCCUCUUCACCAUCUUCGCCUUCAUCUGCAUCAGCGUCCUCCUCUACCGCCGGCGGCCCCACCUCGGGGGGGAACUGGGCGGCCCCCGGGGGUGCAAACUGUUGGCCACGACGUUGCUCUUCGUCAGCCUCUGGCUGCUGUACAUCCUCUUCGCCACCCUGGAGGCCUAUUGCUACAUCAAGGGGUUUUAG